This is a messenger RNA of Micromonas pusilla CCMP1545, 516 nucleotides long. RefSeq lists its product as uncharacterized. The transcript has a single exon. The record is from RefSeq and is a predicted model, not a curated record. Lineage: Eukaryota; Viridiplantae; Chlorophyta; Mamiellophyceae; Mamiellales; Mamiellaceae. The coding region runs from base 1 to 516 and encodes 171 amino acids.
AUGGAGAACGACGCUGGGUUGUGCUACAAAAAAUGCCGCGACGGCUUCGAUGGCGUCGGUCCCGUGUGCUGGGGCGAGCCGCCCACCGGCUGGGUAAACUGCGGCAUGGGCGCCGCGGUGGACAAGGCCACGUGCGGCAGCGCCAUCGCCGACAUGGUCCUCGGGCCGCUAGAGAUCAUCGCUUUCGCGGCCUCGUUCGGGACGUCGACCGCGGCCACGGCGCCCGCGAAAGCUGCAGCGAAAGCGGCGAAGGGCGCCGCCAAAGAACUCGCGGAGCAGGGGACCGAAUCACUCGUGAAGCAAGUCAAAAAGCAAGUCGUGGAGACCACAGGCGAGUCCAUGGCGACCGGAGGCGGCGCGCAGCUGGUGUCGUCCAUCGGCGGGCUGCAAAAAUCACCGUCAACCGUCGACACCCUUCGCAAAGCCAUGGAAAUCGCCGCGCUCGUCGACCCCACCGGCGUGUCUUCCACCGUCGCCGCGUACGCGCACGACAAGUGCGAUAAGAUCUCGCCGUGA